AUGGCUCCGCAGUGGCUAUCCGAUCAAUUCACCGCGAUGCGCUUGUCCUUCAUGGACUCCGCGCUACCGGGACUCAAAGUUAUCUGUGGUUUCGGCAGUCCUCUGAGAAGACUCGCUUGGUUUCUGGUGUUCUUAGCGUUGCUGGCGCUGACCAUAAACGACAUCGUUAAUCUGGCAGUGGAAUACUACAAGUAUCCGGACAGCUUGAACAUCAAGUACGAGGAGCCUGAGGGUGGAGAAGAUAUGCCAAUGCCUGCAGUCACGGUGUGCAACCUGAAUCCGUACAAGUGGCAUGACUUCUGUAAGAAGCUGGAACUGCUCCUCGGUUCUAGUCAGGUACUCAUCCAGAAUACGACCUACGUCCAAAUGGUACGACUGCAGAAAGAUUACUGCAAGACUGGACUCACAGAGGAUGUUCGCAUACCGGUGUGGAAUCUGACCCGAAAUCACUUGAUCCUCAUGCAUUUUUUCACCGAGUGGUCCGGAGCCCUCCAAAGGAACCCGUCGACCGAGGAAGACAUGAGCAGUAUCUCGCACGGCUUGCAGGACAUGGUCGAGUUGGCUUCGUUCGACGACGCAUGCGACAUUUUCCCAGGGAACGACACCAAAGAGCAAUGUCGCGUAGAAAGAGAACUGCUAGAGCCAACUCCGAAGAUGUACCCGCGAUAUGGGAAAUGCUUGUGUUUCUUCUGCAAUCACACGACGGACCCGAAAAAAAUAGUGAGGAUGGCUGACUUCGACGGACCCCAUAAAGGGCUGAUGCUCGUGCUCAAAGUCGGCGAUAAUGAAUAUCUGCCCUUCAUCGUCGAGGCCGGUUUCGUGAUCGCGAUCCAUGACCAGGGAGUCGAGGUCGAUUUCACGAAAGACGGGGUUUUCAUACAACCGCUGACCACAACCUACAUUGGCGUGUCCCGACGGGUCCUGAAAAGGCUCGCGGAACCCUAUCAGAAUCCCUGCAGGUCGGAUUGGCCCCCUUACUUGAAACGCCUCGUCGAGGAUACUAAGAAGUACACGGCCUCAGAGUGCCGCGAAGUGUGCGCUCAAUAUCUGAUUCAAACGACUUUGAAUUGCACCUCACUCGCAUAUCCAAUUUCGCGCGUCAAGGAUGGCGACGGGUAUAAGGACUUCAGACUGCAAACUUGCGGUCCAAGUUUCGACGAGGGUAUGAGUCAUAUCAGGAGAGGAAUGUAUUAUCGAACGGUCGAUUGCGAUUGCAAAAAUGUUUGCGAAGAAACAAACUUCGACAAAACGACCUCAUCGCUCUCGUGGCAUCCUAUCGUGCAAGCCCAGUCUAUGGAGGACAAGGACGGAACCUCCAUGGCCCAGGUGUACGUUUACAUGCAGUCGAAUUUGAUCAGCAAUAGAACGAAGGUGGGCAAAAUGGAUGUCCGCGAAUUCGUCUCAGGCAUCGGCAGCAUCAUGGGCAUGUACUUGGGAUACUCUUUCUUGUUCUGCUGGAAUAUCUUGGAUGUCCUCGGUCUCCGCUUAUUGUUCGUCGACUCGGCGCUACCAGGGCUGAAAGUGAUCUGUGGUUUCGGGAGUCCUGCGCGUCGGGCAGCUUGGCUUUUGGUUUUCCUGGCCCUGUUCGGACUCACGAUCCGUGAUAUCAUAAACCUCGCAACAGAUUUCUAUAGAUAUCCAGACAGUCUUAACAUCAAGUACGAAGAGCCGGAGGGGGGUCUCCAGAUGCCCAUGCCCGCCAUCACUGUGUGCAGUCUGAACCCCUACAAAUGGGAUCUGUUUUGCAAGGAUAUCGAUGAACUUCUAAAACUGAGCGUGAGCUUGGUAUCCGAAGAGACUCAGGCCAAUUUGACGGCUAUGAGGAUUCGAUUCUGCCCAGAGGAUGGAGAACUUGACAACAGCGAUAGGCUCCCAGUCUGGAAUCUGACUGAGGAGUACAUGGGACACAUGCAGGAGUUCACCGAAUGGUCUCUCGCUCUGCAGCGGAGCAGCGCCUCAGCCGACAAAAUGGAGAACCUCACCAGCUGCGCCUCGGAGACGAUAAAGCUCGCGACGUUCGAUGGCGGAUUCUUGACCGAAUGUGAUUCCUCAAAGGAGAAUAAGACCGAUGCUGAAAGAGAGAACUGCAGGAAAAAGGCUCGUCACAAUCCGGAACCAUCUGGAAGAAUGUUUCCGCGCUACGGGCGUUGUUUCUGUUUCUUCUGCAACUAUACUAAAAACGAGAGUGAGAAGAUCCGGCAAGACAGUUUCGACGGUCCUCAGAACGGACUUUUGCUUGUCUUGCGAGUUGCUGAAGAAUCUUAUCUGCCAUUCAUCGUGGAGGCGGGAUUCAUCGUAGCCAUUCAUGAUCAAGGAGUAGAAGUAGAUUUCACCAAGGACGGCGUUUUCGUUCAGCCGUUGACCACCACCUUCAUCGGCGUGCAAAGGCGUAUUCUGCAUCGGCUCCCGGAACCAUACCAGAAUCCGUGCCGACCCGACUGGCCCCCUUAUUUGAUCGACAUUGUCGGGGACUCGAAUAAGUACACCGUAUUCCAAUGCCGAGACUAUUGUCAUCAGUUCUGGAUACAAAAGGAGGUGCGGUGCACUUCUCUGAAACGAUUCAUCCUAAAAGUUAAGAACGAGUCGUCUCCUACCGGGUUCUCCGAGAAUCGUUUGCGAGAAUGUAAGCGGCAAGAUUUGCCCGCGGUCAGAAAAGUGGAACUUGCUAUCAAGAACAGAGAGAUCGAUUGUGAAUGUAAAAGCGUUUGCGGAGAAACCACGUUCGAUAAAUCGAUUUCGUCGCUCGCCUGGCAUCCCCAAAGCCAGCUGGAAUCUGAGGAGAACGCCACGGCUGGAACAGCUUCGAAGGUCUAUGUGUACAUGCAAUCAAACCUGAUGAACAACCGGACGAAAGUUCCUAAGAUAAACACACGUGAGUUCGUAUCCGGGAUAGGGAGUAUCAUGGGCAUGUAUCUUGGAUACUCUUUCCUUUUCUGCUUCAACAUCCUAGAUGUCCUCGGUCGGGGCGCUCUAGAUACCUACCAUGCCUACCGGAGAGAGCAGAAGAGAAGGCUCAUACAGGCGAGCCAAUAG
Messenger RNA from Galendromus occidentalis (western predatory mite), 3033 nucleotides. RefSeq lists its product as uncharacterized. The transcript is spliced from 12 exons. Gene Ontology annotation, cellular component: plasma membrane. The record is from RefSeq and is a predicted model, not a curated record. Bases 1 to 3033 code for a protein of 1010 amino acids. Lineage: Eukaryota; Metazoa; Arthropoda; Arachnida; Mesostigmata; Phytoseiidae. Gene Ontology annotation, molecular function: ligand-gated sodium channel activity. Gene Ontology annotation, biological process: sodium ion transmembrane transport.